CCCAAAAGAUGAAGGGAUCAACAAACAGAGCUCAACCACCACCUCCAUCCCCUCCAGCAGUGAAAUCUUCAACCAUGAGUAUGAGAAGCAAGCGCAGCAGCCGUCCAGGACUAGGCACGUCCUCAGGGGGCUUCAGCAGCAUGUCCAUGGGAUCCUACUCCAUCCCCAGGAUGAGCAGCGGGGAUUAUCAGGGGGCUUCCAUUAAAGCCGUGACCGUCAACAAGAGCCUGCUCACCCCGAUAAACGUCGACAUCGACCCCAACAUCCAAGUGGUUCGCAACAAGGAGAAAGAGCAGAUCAAGGGUCUCAACAAUCGUUUUGUCACAUUCAUUGAUAAGGUGAGGCACCUGGAGCAGCAGAACAAAAUGAUGGAGACCAAGUGGAAUAUGAUGCAGGGACAGACCACCACCUCCUCUUCUGUUGAACCCAUGCUGAAGUCCUACAUCGCCAGCCUGCAGCAGCACCUGGACUUUCUCAACAAUGACAAACACAGACUGGACAUGGAGAACAAUGUCAUGCACAAAAGUGUGAACGACAGCAAGACAAACUAUGAGGAUGAGAUCAACAAAAGGAAUGAUGUGGAGAAUGAGUUUGUCCUGAUCAAAAAGGAUGUGGACGCAGGCUAUAUGUCCAAGGUGGAUCUACAUGACAAGGUGUCUAUGAUAAGUGAUGAAGUCAACUUCCUCAAGGCUAUGUAUGACCAGGAGCUGCGUGAGCUGCAGGACAGCCUGAAGAUGACCUCUGUGGUGGUGCAGAUGGAUAACUCCCGAGCUCUGAACAUGGAUCAGAUCGUGGCAGACGUCAAGGCUCAGUAUGAGGACAUUGCUGGUCGCAGUCGUCAAGAAGCUGAAAACUGGCACAAGAGCAAGUUUGACCAGAUCACAGCCACAGCCGACCAGUAUGGCACUGAUCUGCGCAGUUCCAAGGGGGAAAUAUCUGAGCUCAAUCGAAUGAUCAGCCGCCUGCAGAAUGAGAUCCUGGCUGUAAAGGCACAGCGUGCCAACAUUGAGGGCCAGGUAACUGAAACUGAGCAGCGCGGGGAGGGGGCCGUGAAGGAUGCCAAGGCUCGCAUCGAGGACCUGGAGCGGGCUCUGCAGAGGGCAAAGCAUGACAUGGCUCUGCAGCUCAGAGAGUACCAGGAGCUCAUGAAUGUCAAGCUGGGCCUGGACAUAGAGAUCUCCACCUACAGGAAACUGCUGGAGGGAGAGGAGGAAAGAAUUGGACAGGACUCUAUUGUGAACAUCCAAACUGUGCAAAACCAAACCGUCCAUGUUGACAACCCCAGGCCACGAAGGCAAAGUGCAAUCCUCAUCAAGACAGUGGAGACCCAAGACAUAUCAACAUGGAACUAAUGCAGAAAAAACCUACAAUAUAUUAGCCUGCUGGAUCCCCUUGACCAUUCAACUCGAACCUUUGCAUUAAUCUCAUUGUAACCUACAUUAAGACAGCUGCACCAACUAACCAUUACUUCCCCUCCCAUUGAAUGAAACAUGAAUGACCACUUCCUGUUUUUGUAAUAAAGAUGUGCUCAGUUGCAUGA
Trematomus bernacchii (emerald rockcod) is the source of this 1540-nucleotide messenger RNA. Its product is annotated as keratin, type II cytoskeletal 8-like. NCBI's taxonomy places the organism in Eukaryota, Metazoa, Chordata, Actinopteri, Perciformes, Nototheniidae. The transcript has 9 exons. The record is from RefSeq and is a predicted model, not a curated record. Bases 9 to 1352 code for a protein of 447 amino acids. Gene Ontology annotation, cellular component: keratin filament. Gene Ontology annotation, biological process: intermediate filament organization; keratinization. Gene Ontology annotation, molecular function: structural constituent of skin epidermis.